Messenger RNA from Amphiprion ocellaris (clown anemonefish), 1625 nucleotides. It is a transcript of the gene crlf1b, whose product is annotated as cytokine receptor-like factor 1b. Lineage: Eukaryota; Metazoa; Chordata; Actinopteri; Pomacentridae. Gene Ontology annotation, cellular component: external side of plasma membrane. The coding region runs from base 79 to 1266 and encodes 395 amino acids. Gene Ontology annotation, molecular function: protein binding; cytokine receptor activity. The record is from RefSeq and is a predicted model, not a curated record. Gene Ontology annotation, biological process: cytokine-mediated signaling pathway. The transcript has 7 exons.
CUCCAGCUCUGGUUUCUGCUCCACGACCCUGGAAGCUGGAAACGGACAGAAAGCUGCAGAAACCCGGCUGACAGGACCAUGGUUCCCUUCAUGUUGCUUCUCCUCCUGGUUUCACAUGUGCUGCUCAGCUCGACGCAUGUAGCCAUGAUCUCCCCCCAGGAUCCAGUCCUGCGUAUCGGCUCCAGCCUGACGGCCUCCUGCUCGCUGAGCCCUGAUCUCGGCCUCCACGCCUCCACCUUGUUCUGGACGCUGAACGGUCUUCGUCUGUCCAGCAGCAGCUACAGCGUGGUUUCCUCCAGCGUCCUGAGCGUCACCCUGCACCGCCUGAACGGAUCCCAGCAGCAGUCUGGAGACAACCUGGUGUGUCACGGAGCAGAUGGACACGUCCUGGCAGGUUCCUGCCUCUAUGUGGGCAUGCCUCCAGAGAAGCCGGUCAACUUGACAUGUUUGUCUCGCAACACGAAGGACUUGAGGUGCAGGUGGAGCGUCGGCGGUCUGGGCGAGACCCACAUCCGAACCAAAUACAUCCUCAAGUACAAGCUGAGGUGGCAUGGAAAGGAGAAGGAGUGUGAGGAUUACGGCUCAGGAGAGCAGCGUUACUCCUGCUACAUCCCCCACAACAUCGCCCUCUUCACCCCCUACGAGAUCUGGGUGGAGGCGACCAAUCAGCUGGGCUCGGCCACCUCUGACAUCACCACCCUGGACAUCCUGGAUGUAGUGACCACCGAUCCUCCUGCCAACGUUCAGGUGAGUCGAGUCGGCGACCUGGACGACCAGCUGACGGUCCGCUGGUCCAGCCCCCCCGAGCUCAAGGACGUCCUGUUUCAGGCCAAAUAUCAGAUCCGCUACAGGCUGGAGGACAGCGCAGACUGGAAGGUGGUGGAUGAUGUCGGUAAUCUGACAUCAUGUCGGCUGGCGGGUCUCCAGCCUGGAACUGUCUAUUUUGUCCAAGUGAGGUGCAACCCGGUCGGCAUCUUUGGCUCCAGGAAGGCUGGAAUCUGGAGCGACUGGAGCCACCCGACUGCUGCCUCCACGCCCAGCAGCGAGCGGCAGCCGAGCAGCUCUUGCGAUGCGAAGCCCGGCGAGCAAAACUCCACCCUGCGGCGGGAGCUCAAGCAGUUCUUCGGCUGGAUCCGGAAGCACGCGUACGGCUGCAGCGGCAUGUCCAUCAAACUGUACGACCAGUGGCGGGUGUGGCUGCAGAAAUCGCACAAAGCACGCAACCAGGGUCCGUGUAUAUUUUGGCAAUUGGAUUUUCCGUUCUGAAACGGGUAUUGAAAAACAAAAAACGAGUGGUUAUUUGAUUUUCGUUUUAAAAUACAAAAAUUAAAAUUGAAAUAAAAGGCGUUUUUGCUUUUCAUGUUCAAAAACGGAUAUACGAAAUUUUAAAAAUGCUUUGAUUUUCAUUUUAUAUUUAGAAUAACAAAACAGUAAAAUCAGUAAGAGACAGAAACGAAAAAGGUCCGUUUUUUCAUUUUCUGAGACCGGAAGUGGUCAUCAGCAAGUGUGGAGCCAAACAGAGUACGGUGCAUAGACUGGAUAUAAUUUUGUUUUUGGUUAGUUUUCAUGGUCAAAAUGAGAGAUCAGGUGGCUGAUCUUAAAAUAAAUCAAUAUUGAUUUUUUUA